AUGGAGAUGUUAGACUCUGUCCGUGAUGACCCAACAUUUGAUCCAGAGGGCUCGGAAACAUCAGCAAUCAUUGGAGCUCGUGUAAUCGAGGCUGAGGCAACAGAGGAGAAGAUCUCUAGUGCCAGAGAGAGGUACCGAACUGUUGCUACCAGAGGCUCUUGCCUCUACUUCGUUGUGGCCCGACUUGCCAACAUAGAUCCCAUGUACCAGUUCUCUCUCAAAUACUUUAAUCAGGUGUUUACCUCAGUUAUCACCUCUAGUCCACCAGCUGAUGAAUUAGAAGCUAGGCUCCAGAUCCUGCUCCAGGAGAUCACCCUGGCCAUCUACACCAAUGUGUCCCGGGGCCUGUUUGAGAGACACAAGUUGGUCUUCAGCUUCAUGCUGUGCACCAGCAUCUUCAAGAAUGCAGGCAGCAUUUCAGAAGCUGAGUGGAGCUUCUUGCUCAGGGGUGCUUUGGCUGGAUCAGUUGUUGUGAGUGGUGACAUAUGUUUCUUUCUCGUUACCUUUGAUCUGAACAUACUAGGUCUAUUGUUGAGCUCCAACCACCUGUUGCCCUCUCUGGAUGUGCAAACAGUGUUGUGCAGUGUGAAAAUGGUCAUUCUGUUAUCGAAAGUGCUACCCAAGAAAAUAGUGUCCAGGAGGAAACUGGUGUUUGCUAUAACAGAAUAUGUAAAGUCUCAACUAGGAAAGGCAUUUGUUGAAAGUCCUUUAGUGAGCCUACCUCUGCUGUACCAAGACACAACAAAUGUGACUCCGCUAGUAUUUGUUCUAUCUACUGGCUCAGAUCCUGUUGGAGGAUUUCUGAGAUUUGCUGCGGAUACAGGCAACCGUGACCGCAUCCAGUCCAUCAGUCUAGGCCAGGGACAGGGGCCAAUCGCUGAGAAGAUGAUUGACAGUGGCAAAAAGAGAGGAGACUGGGUCUUCUUGCAGAAUUGUCAUCUGGCUUCUUCAUGGAUGUUGGACAUGGAACGUAUAAUAUUGCACAUCCAGGAGAACCCUCGUGACGUUCACACAGAUUUUCGGCUAUUCUUGAGUUCAAUGCCCUCAAACCGUUUCCCAGUUUCUGUUCUCCAAAACUCAGUGAAAGUCACAAAUGAGCCUCCAAAAGGCUUAAGAGCAAAUCUCAAGAGAGCCUUUAACGAGAUUACUGAGGAUUUCUUUGAAGAUCAUGCUUUGUAUGGGAAGUGGCGCAAGAUGAUAUUUGGCCUCUGCAUGUUCCACGCAGUGAUCCAGGAACGCAAGAAAUUCGGUCCGCUCGGCUGGAACAUCCUAUAUGAGUUCAAUGACAGUGACCGUGAGUGUGCCCUGCUCAACCUCCAACUCUUCUGUCAAGACAGCUACAAAAUACCAUGGGAUGCGCUAGAGUAUACCACAGGGGAAAUCACUUACGGUGGUCGAGUGACAGAUUAUUGGGACCAACGUACUUUGAAGACCAUUCUCAAAGGAUUCUUUGCUCCGGACACACUAGAAGAAGGGUACAAAUACUCAGAGUCUGGCACAUACUACAGCCCUGAUGUGAUCACUUUAACUGAGUUUAGGGACUUCAUUGAAAGUCUCCCACUCAUUGAGGAGCCUGAGAUAUUCGGCAUGCAUGAAAAUGCUAACCUUGCUUUCCAAACAAAAGAGACUGCAUCAGUGAUUGUAACCAUCAUGGAAGUGCAGCCCCGGGAAUCGGCAGGGGCAGAGGGAAAGUCAAGUGACGAAAUAGCUUUUGAGUUGGCAGAUAUGAUAAAAGAACGAAUCAUGACCAAAAUAGAUCCUGAUGAAGCUCAUCCAAUUUUGCUACGGACUGAUUCUAGAGGGACACUGCCAUCGUUGACCACAGUCCUGUUCCAAGAAGUGGACCGUUUCAACCGGAUGCUGCGUGUGAUGCACACCUCAUUGCGAGACCUGCAGUUAGCCAUAAAGGGCUUGGUUGUCAUGUCUGACCAACUGGAGGAAGUCUACACUUCAUUCCUAAACAACCAAGUUCCAAAAUUAUGGUCUAGAGUGGCUUACCCAUCAUUAAAAACCCUUGGAAGCUGGAUACGAGAUCUUGAAUUAAAACUUGAUUUUAUUUCAAUGUGGCUAAAGUGGGGCCAGCCAACUUCGUUUUGGUUAUCUGGAUUCUUUUUUCCUCAAGGCUUCAUGACUGGGUGCCUGCAGACCCACGCUCGUAAGUAUAGCACUCCCAUAGAUGAGCUGAUGGUGGACUUCACUGUUCUGGAUACUUACAUUGAUCAGGAGGCUAUAGAAUUGAUCCAUCGAGGGAGUAUCCGAGAGGAUGAACAAGCCUACAAGGACCUAGUAGUUCCCACAGAUGGAGUACUGGUACAUGGUUUGUUUGUUGACGCUGGUCGAUUCGAUGAGAAAGUUGGGUAUUUGUGUGACCCAAAGCCAGGAGAAAUCAAUCCACCAUUGCCUGUGAUGCAACUACUCCCGGUGACCAAGAUGGAUACGACGCGACUGCGCUAUGCUGCGCCACUCUACAAGACUUCCGUACGUGCAGGAACCCUCAGCACCACUGGUCACAGUACCAACUACGUGGUCACUGUGCACCUGCCCUCCCGUGAGCCCCAGAGCCACUGGAUACUGCGGGGCACGGCCCUCCUUACUCAAAUUACUGACUGACAUGUUCACAGCUUUGUUUUUGUUUCAUGAAUAAACGGUUUAUUCUUUUUGUGUAAAA
Molecule: messenger RNA, 2668 nt
Organism: Homalodisca vitripennis (glassy-winged sharpshooter)
Lineage: Eukaryota; Metazoa; Arthropoda; Insecta; Hemiptera; Cicadellidae
Product: dynein axonemal heavy chain 6-like
Biological process (GO): microtubule-based movement
Cellular component (GO): dynein complex
Molecular function (GO): minus-end-directed microtubule motor activity; dynein intermediate chain binding; dynein light intermediate chain binding
Source: RefSeq, a predicted model, not a curated record